Antechinus flavipes (yellow-footed antechinus) is the source of this 2120-nucleotide messenger RNA. It is a transcript of the gene CCR10, whose product is annotated as C-C motif chemokine receptor 10. Gene Ontology annotation, molecular function: C-C chemokine receptor activity. The record is from RefSeq and is a predicted model, not a curated record. Gene Ontology annotation, biological process: chemotaxis; G protein-coupled receptor signaling pathway; immune response. Gene Ontology annotation, cellular component: membrane. Bases 575 to 1660 code for a protein of 361 amino acids. The transcript is spliced from 2 exons. NCBI's taxonomy places the organism in Eukaryota, Metazoa, Chordata, Mammalia, Dasyuromorphia, Dasyuridae.
GCGCGCGCACGCAACACGGACAAGCGGGAAAUGGUAUGAGAGAGGCAGUUAGGAGAGCUGAAGCGGGGAAGUCUCUAAAGACAAUAAUAUAAAGGAGAAACAAAGACCUGGGAACAAAAGGAAAUUGGAAAAGAGGGGAAGCUGCAUCACCCCUGUAUAGUAUAGUACAGUAUAGUACACUGGAAGAGUCUGAAAAGAAUAGUAAAAGCUGAAUUCCUAGCACUUUCCUGAAGAACAACUCGGAGGGGGCAAAAACUCCGAGAUAGAGGCAGGGAACACACACACACACAAUGUUAGGAGGCUCAGAGAAAAGGUGCAAUGCGGGUGGGGAGGACGAGGGAUAAGAUUUGGAAGAACAGGAUGCCAAGGUCAGGAACAGGAAGGGGAAAGGGGGGAGUGGAGAAAACAGGGGGAAAGGGGAUAGAGAGAAGAGACAUGGGAUCAACAGGUCUAAAGGGCCCCUGAUCUUUAGCCUCCCCGCCUUCACCCUCACUCUCCGCCCCUUCCUUCCUGUCCCACAAGUUUUAACUUCUCCCCCAACCAGACCACCUCGAAAACCGGUUUCGCGGGGGAGAUGGAGACUCAAACAUUGGAACAGGUCACCUGGUGGAGCCUCUACUCUGGGGAAAAUGAUGAUGUGUACCCGUCAGUGCCUCUACCAGAGCUAUGCCAUAAGGCGGAUGUCCAGUCUUUCAGCAGAGUCUUUCAGCCAAGUAUUUCUCUCAUAGUGGCCGCUUUUGGCCUGGCAGGCAAUGGCCUUGUCUUGGCCACCCACCUCACUGUCCACCGGGCAGCCCGCUCACCAACCUCAGCUCAUUUGCUCCAACUGGCCUUAGCGGACCUACUUCUGGCAUUGACUUUGCCCUUUGCAGCAGCCGGAAUUCUGCAGGGAUGGACACUGGGCAGCAUGCUCUGCAGAACUGUUUCCGGCCUCUACUCUGCCUCCUUCCACGCAGGUUUCCUCUUCUUGGCUUGCAUAAGUGCUGAUCGAUACGUGGCCAUAGCACAGGCUUCCCCAGGGGGCCAAAGGCCCCCAGCCCCUGGCAGGACUCAUAUGGUCUCCGCAGCAAUCUGGCUGCUUUCCAUAGUGCUGGCGCUGCCCUCUCUACUCUAUGGUCAAGAUGGGCAGCGAGACGGACAAAGGCGAUGCCGACUAGUAUUUCCUGAGGGUCUGACCCAGGCAGUCAAGGGGGCCAGCGCCGUGGCGCAAGUGAUCCUGGGCUUUGCGCUGCCCCUCGCAGUCAUGGUGGCCUGUUAUGCCCUGUUGGGCCGGACACUGUUGGCCGCCAGAGGGCCAGAGCGCCGCCGAGCACUGCGCGUAGUGGUGGCCUUGGUGGUGGCUUUUGUGGUCCUGCACUUACCCUACAGCCUAGCCUUGUUGUUGGAUACCACCGACCUGCUGACUGCCAGAGAGCGAAGCUGCUCAGCUAGCAAGCGCAAGGAUAUGGCAUUGUUGGUGACCGGUGGUCUGGCCCUGGCUCGUUGUGGACUCAAUCCUAUACUUUACGCCUUCCUGGGGCUGCGCUUUCGGCAGGAUCUCAGGAGAUUGCUUGGAGGUGGGUGCUUCCGACGCAGCUCCAGUCAGCGAGGCCGCUGUCCUCGCCGACCCCGGCUUUCUUCGUGCUCGGCUCCCACAGAGACCCACAGUCUCUCCUUUUAGCGAACUCUUGUUUUCGAGGAACUGGGGGUAGGUGUAUGGGGGAGUGGGGGGAGAUGGGGAAAUGGGUAUGUGUGUACAGGAUAUUGGAUGUUACUGGGGAAAAGGAAGAAGAAGACACUGGAGAGCAUGGGGACACAAGUAGGUGUUGAAAAGAAUUUCUUCUGUUUAUUUUGAGAUUAAAAUUCAAAAUCUAACUUGAUUAAGAGCAAGCAAGAUUAUCAGAAAAUUAGAGAUAAUCAACAUCUGUUAGGAUUUUCUUUUUUAUUUUUAUUAUUAUAGCUUUUUAUUUACAAGUUAUAUGCAUGGAUAAUUUUUCAGCAUUGACAAUUGCAAGACCUUUUGUUCCAACUUUUCCCCUCCUUCCCUCCACCCCUUCCCCGAGAUGGUAGGUUGACCAAUACAUGUUAAAUAUGUUGAAGUAUAAGUUAAAUACAAUAUAUGUAUACAUGUCCAUAUAGUU